GAGGACAUGGCAGAGAAGAAGCGACGUGAGCGGGAGGAGUUUGAGGCCAGGAGGAAGGCCAUGAAGGCUGACGCCCCACCGCCUGGCCGCUUCAGCGCACCGGCCUCUCCCACAGAAACAGAAGCACCAGGCAUGGUGGACAACCUGCUGGAGGACAUAAGACGAGGCUUCAAGAUGAAGAAAUCUCCUCAUGGGAAAACUAAAACAGCCAGCCCAGCCAGAAAAAGGGACAAGAGAUCACACAAGCGAGAUCCCAGUGAAAAUCGGGAACGUCAGGUGGAUCGUACCCAGAUUGUGCCCCAGAGCCUGCCGGUGCCGCGGGAUCGCUCCAGCAGUGUGACGUCAUGUACCACUGAUGAGGACAGCAUCAGUAUCAUCAGUCAGACGUCAGAGAGUGACAAAUCCUCCUACACAUCAGCAAAGGACAGAAAAAGAGAGAGAAGGUCUUACAAGCGCGACUCGAGUGAGGACAGGGAGAGCCAGUCGUCAGACCAGGGCCCCAGCCUGCUUCAUCCUCCCCGGGACCGCUCUAGUAGUAUCACCUCCUGCACCACUGAUGACGACAGCCUCAGUCAGUCAUCAGAGUGUGAACAGUCUUACCCAUCCCCAAAGGAAAGGGCAGUUAUCUCCCCGGAAGCGAUGGAGUAUGUAGUACACCAGAUCCAGAAGUUAGAGAUUACCUGUGCUGACGAGGACAACUGUCAGCCUCCGCAGAAGAGCCAAACGGAGAAGGACGACGCAAUCCCCCAACCCCAGAAAACUGGCAAAUCCCAAGAACAACCCCCCACAGGUGACUCCUUAGUUGAAAAGCCCAACAAAAAUGAAUAUGUUGCAAAGAAAGCUCAAGCUGACAGUCAACCGGAAAAAACAGCUGCAGCGCAAUUAAAAAGUAGUGACGACAGGUCACAAAGAGAUUUGACAGAUGGUAAAGUGUCUGAGACAGUUCAGAAAAAAAGUGAUGCCAAGCCGGAUAAGGGAGCUAAACCAAGUCCAGGUCAGAAACAGGCUAGUCAAGAAAGGGUGAGCAGCAGUACAGAGGGUUCAGGUUUGACAUUGCCAAGUUCUACCAGCCAACAAAAAGAAGUGUCAUCAGCUCAAGCUUCCUCCACAAAUGUCAGACGUCCCCGCUCAAGGCAGCAGGUGUUGUCAGAACUGACAAUGGGCAUGGAAACCCCUGCAGUAGUAACACAAGGAAAGGCGGUGCCGCAGCAUGCCGAAAAAAGGGGAGGGGCAAGGGCUGAGCAUGCUCCUGCUCAAACUAAGAGGAAAGGGUCUGCCUCUCAAACUAAGAGCAAAGAACACCAGAAGCUUCCAGAACCAACUGUGAUACUGGGAGAGCACACUAGCCUGAGUAGAUGGCCUACUUCGACUUCCCUACCACGGGAUACAAAGGCAAGCAGGAGGCAGAAGAGACAGCAGGCAGAGGCGAGGGCGAAGGCAGAGGCAGAAGGCAGAGCCCGGCAAAGACACAAGUCGGCACCAGCUGAGCGACAUCGUCACCAAGGUUCUCACAGAACACUAGACACCAGGGAGAGACAAAGAUCAGUUGAUGAGAGGGUAGAGCACCACAAUAAGAAGGCCCAGCGUGUACUAGCACAGGCGGAGUCUGACUACAACAUAGAACAAGAGCCUGAAGUCUUACAAGUCAGGAGUGGGUCUUCUCUCGGCCUGAGCUACACUCAUUCUCAAGAUAGUGGAAGCCAAACCUUGUCUAUGAGCAAGAAACAUCCAAGUAAAGGACAGCUUCUCCCAAAAUCUAAGAAACAAGCUUUAACCUUGUCCCCAACAACAAAGCAGAUCCUUGAAAAGGGAGAGCUCCCUCCCCUACCAGACUAUGCUAGCUCUAGUAUGGGUGAGCUUCCUCCAUUACCUGACUAUAUCACGUCAAUGGGGGAACUUCCUCCUCUACCUGACUACAUUGACAUCAAUGCAAUGGGCAGCCUCCCUCCGCUACCGGACUAUGUUGACUUAGGCAGCGUCCCAAACUUGCAGGACUCCUCACAGUUUCAGUCAGAUCCUGCCCAAGCUAGGGACAGAUUCCGGAGCCAGGACAGUCUGCACAUGCAUCAUGAUGAAGUUGACACUAAAUGUAGUACCCUCCUUGAUCCUGAUCCUGCUCAUGCCAAAACUGCCUCUCGUGCUCAAGAGCACCCUUCCCAUGGCCAAAGCACGCCCUCUCAAGACCAAGGGCAUUCCCGAAGCAGACCUUUACUGGACCAUUUGCAUGCCCAGGCUGGCCCUCACUUGGCGCACUCCCAGCCUCGACGCGACACGCAGUCUCGUACCAGCCGUCAGUCGCGUCGCAGCCGCUCCAGAAGAGGCCAUCACCCUCCCAACCAAGGUUACGCCAGAACCACCCUCCCACCUCAGUCUGUCAGUGUCCAUGCCAUGUCACAACUAGACCAGGCCCGUUACGCAGAAGGCACUGCUUCGUCCAAGCUGGACCCAGUGCGUGCCUCGUCACAUGAACUGGGCCGGGCAAACAGUGAAGGAAGCCCCAGCCAACCCCAGGGUCCUCCUCAGCAGCCUCAAAAGGACCCGCCACAGAGGCAGGCUGGCCCCACCAGAUCUUCCUCGGAGCAGUUCUCUGACCUGGACUCGCGCUACGAGCUCCACAGGGCCGCCACAACCGAACAUAUCCAAGUCGAACCUCCCAUCAUGUCACAUCCCAUCAGACAGUCCAAGUCCACCAUUAUCGACUGGAAACUUCAGCUUCCUGAUUCCGAUGAAAAACUCUCAGGCGAGCAGGAGAGGGAAGGACCUGACGACUCCUCCAGGGACAGACGUGACAGCGGUUCCCGGCCAAGCACAUUGUCGAUGUCCAGGGAGAGACGUCGGUCCCGAGGGUGGAACGAGGACCCUAGCCCUUAUAGCCUGCUGCAGGAGAAAGUCCAGGAUGCCAAGGGGGACGUCCCAAGUGACGUUGCUCUGGCCAUGUCACUUUUCGGACCAGGAGACCAGCCACCACCAGCACAGAAGCCGAUCGAACCACCGCCCAGGCAUCGCGCUCGGAACGCCUGCAGUCCUCCUGGAAGCCCCUUCGGUUUACCUGAUGUGAAUAAGAUAGCUGAUGCCAUCACCUGCAAGCAGCAGUAAAGGUUUAGGCUCUGUCCUUUGAAGUAAGAAAAUAACCCCUGCUGAAACAUACCUGAAAGGGAGUUUGUUGAGAUAUUCCAUGCGGGCAAUACUUGAUAUUCUGUUGCCUCCUAAAGUUGCUGAUAGUAAUAAUAGUAGGCAUCCUUCCAUCUCGAGACAAAGUCAAGGGAGGGCAAAAACAAUCAGUUGCUUGGUACAAGAGCUGAAAUAGUGUUAUAUCAAAUUCUGAAUUAAUCUACUUAUUGACUCAAAUUAUCGAACCAAUUAUAGCAAAUAUGUGCAAUAUUGAGCCAAUAUUGUUAAUUUGUGAAGCUUCGACCGUCCAACAAAUUGAAUCAAAUGGGGAGUAAUAAAUAUAUUGCAGAUGUGUAAGAGGUGUAAAUGGUAUUGAAUCAAUGUCAUUGAAAACAUUGGAUAUAUUAAGUUGUUACUGGUGUUCCAAAGGAGGCUGUGUGGGACUGAUAAAAGUAUAUACGUCAUAUCAAAUUCCCUCUCAUAAGUUGUUACUUGCACUUUCUUGAGAACUGAAAAGGGUUGACAUUGAAAUAUCUUGCAAUGUCUAAACAUGAAUUUUUUGGUAAAACAAAAUCUAAAAGUGUU
Messenger RNA from Branchiostoma belcheri (Belcher's lancelet), 3696 nucleotides. Its product is annotated as serine/arginine repetitive matrix protein 2-like. The coding region runs from base 7 to 3096 and encodes 1029 amino acids. The transcript is spliced from 6 exons. Gene Ontology annotation, molecular function: actin binding. The record is from RefSeq and is a predicted model, not a curated record. Lineage: Eukaryota; Metazoa; Chordata; Leptocardii; Amphioxiformes; Branchiostomatidae.